UGUUUGCCGGUUGUUUUUUGCCGAUGGCGAUGGAUCACGUUUGGCGGCGUAAUUUCUGUCGAAAAACGUGUCGAUUAUAAAGUUAUUAAAAGUGCAUUGCCGUGAAUACGUAUAAAUAGUGCGUGCUGCUGGAUAAGAAAUGUUCCGGCCGGCUGGAUAUUCCGAUUCGGAUUCGUAUUCCGACUCGGAAUAUGACUUCUGCUAUGGUCGCGACAAAUCUGAACGCAAACCUGUCCCGAACACCCACUGGCUCGCCCAACCGGCCCGAGAGGACCACCAUGACGCGCUGUACCGGGCCAUCCUGGAGGGUAAUCUGGUGGAGGUGCAACGCCUCCUCGAACUGGACCGUACGCUGGAGUUGGCCUGUCUGCGCACCGGGUGGCCAUCGCUGCUGGUGGCGUCCAGCGAGGCCCGGCCGGAGAUUGUGAGCUACCUGCUGGAGGUGCGCCGGAUUGACGUGAACGAAACUUGGGACCUGAAGACGGCUCUGAUGGUUGCGUGUGACUCGAUGGUGGAUGAGGAACGCGUGCUGGAGACUGUGAAAUUGCUGCUGGAGUUUGGUGCGGUUAUAAACUGUAAGGAUCGGCAGGGGAAGACGCCGCUCAUGUUUGCGGCCACGCGAGGACAUACGGAGGUCGUACGGCUGCUGGUUGACCAAGCUUCGCUGGAGGCAACGGAUAACGAUGGGUUGACGGCGUUGUUUCACGGGGUUAACUCGAAGAACGUGGAGAUUGUGGAGAUGCUGUUGAAGGCGGGUAGUGCAACGGAUAUUAUCAACCGUCGCGGGUUCACGCCCAGGCAGGAGGCCGAGUUCGAGGGCUACGCGGAUAUUGUGGCGCUGUUUCCGGUCGAGAAUCACUUUAACAUUCCGUUCAAGUACAUGAGCUACGCCCGCUAUCAGGACAUUGCGCAGGGGGAAAGUGAAGUGGACCGACCCGGAUACUAUCCGGAGAUCGGCUUGUUGUUGUACGGGAUGUACAGCGAGCAACAUUUGGAGCGGUUCGCCAAGGAGAACAUUGAUCUGGCGCGGUUUCUCACGCUGGACGACGACCAGUUGAAGGAGCUUGGGUUUACGUUACCCUUUGAGCGGAAGAAGAUUCUGUACGGACUGCUAAAGUUCCAUCGACGCGCCUGGAGCAAGCGGAGUAUGUGCAAGUUCAGCAAGGACCGGCAACUCGAUUCCUUCGACCUGCUCGAAACGGUUUGCACCCACCUAAAACAGGUGACCGUAAUGCAAGCUUCGCUGGUGUUCGUAGCCAAAAUGAUGCCCCCGGCGGAGAUCAAGGACAAACUCACGCCCCAAAUCCGGGACUGUCUGCGGAAAGCCGCCGAACUGCGGCAAGCCGUGGAUGAGUUCAGCGAGGAGAUCAAACGAAUUCACGCGCUGACCGCGCCCCGGCCUGUGAUGCACAUUGAUGGGAAGCGGGAGGCGCAACUCAAAGGCCGAUGGUUGGUGAAGAUGGUUAAGUUUUCGCUGCUUUCGGGAGUUGUUUCGUUUAUGGUUUACAGGCGGCUCAAGAAUUGAGGUUAAAUUUGAAAACGAUGAUUUAUAUCCUCUAUCGAUGUUAUCUUAUAAAGAACUAGAAUGA
Molecule: messenger RNA, 1589 nt
Organism: Culex pipiens pallens (northern house mosquito)
Lineage: Eukaryota; Metazoa; Arthropoda; Insecta; Diptera; Culicidae
Gene: Gasz
Product: ankyrin repeat, SAM and basic leucine zipper domain-containing protein 1
Exons: 3
Coding region: 140-1525 (461 amino acids)
Biological process (GO): piRNA processing
Cellular component (GO): pi-body
Molecular function (GO): protein binding
Source: RefSeq, a predicted model, not a curated record